AGUCAGUCGGCCGCGCAGCUCAGUGCGCGACGUUCGUACGCGGAGGGCUCCGCUUGCGUCCCCCAAUCCGGGCCGGGGCUCCGCCGCGAGUGUGAGCGAGACAACACGCAGUUAAAGCGAGCGAGAGCUGUGCGAAAGAGACUGCGCUAUGGCAGUGUCGCAACCUCGCCCACCUGACCGUGUUGAUGCCGCGCUCGAAAAAGUUACGCCGUUGCGCUAUUUGGAGGCGCACGAAUGUGAUCGCCUCGAGCUUGCUGUGACGCGUUAUUAUCAUAAUUUCUUGUCUUUUUACUGUUUUCUGAUAUAUAAAUCGCGUUUUCGGCUGCAUCUCGAAGAUUUACACCAGAUUCAAAAUAGGAUUCAGCGGUGACCAGGUGAUGGGCGAACGUUGAGCCGCCGUCAUGAUGAAACGCACCGGGGUCCCUCGCCUCGGGCCUGAUGAGCCCACGGCUAUGCCGACUCAGAGUCCGGCCCAGAUUCAACAAGCUGGCGCUAGCAACAUGCAUACUUUAGCUCAAUCGGCCCAACCCAUUCUUGGAGCGACAACAAUGCUGUCUGUGGGCGGCGUGGGAGGUGUGGCGGUGGGCGGGUUCACGCGCGCGGCGCCCCGCUCCGUGCCUCCGGUGAUGUCCUACAUGAAACCCAAUGUGCAGUACGCCGCGCCUAAACAACAGGUCCAGCCUAGGCUCAAGUCGCCUCCGCUGUUCGAGCCGGCGCUGGCGCCCGCGGCCCCGGGCCGCGUGUCCCCCAGCCUGGGCCCGCCCGCGGCCCAGUUCCAGCGGCUGAAGGUGGAGGACGCUCUGUCCUACCUCGACCAGGUCAAGUUCAAGUUCAACACUCAGCCGCAGGUGUACAACGACUUCCUGGACAUCAUGAAGGAAUUUAAGAGUCAGACCAUCGACACUCCAGGGGUUAUCACCCGGGUGUCCAAUCUGUUCAAGGGGCACCCCGAGCUGAUUGUGGGCUUCAACACCUUUCUGCCACCCGGGUAUAAGAUUGAGGUCCAAAGCAAUGGACAGGUGUCGGUAUCAAUGCCAUCUCCAACGGGGCUGGGCGCUGGCGGAGUACUAUUGGGGGUACAUCACGCUCAGCCGCAGUUGGUGCAUUUGCUGCCCGUCGCUCAGUCUGUAAGCAGUGCUAUAGUGCACAACCUGUCCGUGAACGCAACACCAGCCAACACACUGCAUCACAUAUCGCAAGCCCACCAGCAGAUCGAAGCGGCUAUACACCAUACUCCUGGUGGUGGCGGAGGUAACGCGGCGCACGUGCCGGCGGCGCCGCCCGGCCAGCCGGUGGAGUUCAACCACGCGAUCGAGUACGUCAACAAGAUCAAGAGUCGCUUCUCGCGUCAGCCGGACAAGUACAAGCGCUUCCUGGAGAUACUGCACGCGUACCAGAGGGGACACAGGGAUGUGAAGGAGCCACAGGCUAAGCAGCAGACUGAGCAGGAGGUCUAUUCUCAGGUGGCCAAGCUGUUUGAGAAUCAAGACGACCUGCUGGCUGAAUUCGGACAGUUCCUGCCUGAUGCGAAGGCGGUGACCAAACCCGCGCCCGCGCCCGCCGUGUACCCCCACGACCGGACACCACCACUGAUACAGACACAGCGCGUGGAGCCGGAAGCUGAGCGGUUCUCAUCGUCUCCGCCGCACGCCGUGCCGCACCAGCAACCGCCCAUGCAGUUGCCGAAGCACCCUCCGGCCGCCAACAACGCGGCCACACCGCCGGCGGCUCACCACCAUCUCAAGCGGUCGCCCAGUUUCACUUCUUCCAGUCAAUUGCCUGCGGGCGCGCCCCCCGCUAAGAAGCCGCGCGCGGGCGCAGUCGCGGGCGCGGCGUACGCGGACGCGGCCAAGCUGGCCACGCUGCCGGAGUUCAACUUCUUCGAUCGCGUGAAGAAAGCUCUCAGGAGUCAACACGUCUAUGAGAAUUUCUUGAGAUGUCUGCUGCUGUUCACGAACGAGAUAAUCUCGUCGUCGGAGCUGCUGUGCGUCACGGGCCCGUUCCUCUGCCGCCACCCGGAGCUGCAGAAGUGGCUGCAGGACUUUGUCGGUCUGUCUUCACCUCCCAACACCCCGACCAACGCUCCGGCAAAUAUUGGCUACAACAACAGCACCACGUCGACAUACAACGAGAAGAGCUCCAUACUGAACUAUGGGCGGGGCACUCUCGACAACAAGCUGCGCUACUCGCCCGUGGGGGCGCUGGGGGCGCAGCUGAGGCACGAGCGGCCGCAGGGCGAUGUCGCUCAGGAUGUUGAUCUGUCGACGUGCAAGCGGCUGGGCACGUCGUACUGCGCGCUGCCGCGCGACGCGGCCGCGCGCCGCUGCUCCGGCCGCACGCCGCUCUGCAGGGAGGUGCUGAAUGACACCUGGGUGUCGUUCCCAACUUGGAGUGAGGAUUCAACAUUCGUGACGUCGCGCAAGACUCAGUAUGAAGAAUAUAUAUAUAGAUGUGAAGACGAACGGUUUGAGCUGGACGUGGUGAUAGAGACGAACGCGGCCACGAUCCGCGUGCUGGAGGGCGUGGGCAAGAAGCUGUCGCGGCUGCCGGCCGGCGAGGCCGCGCGCCUGCGCCUGGACGACUGUCUGGGCGGGCACUCGCCCACCAUACACCAGCGCGCGCUGCGCCGCAUCUACGGCGAGAAGGUGGCGGUGGACAUAAUCGCGGGGCUGAAGAAGAACCCCGCGGUGGCCGUGCCCGUGGUGCUGCGCAGGCUCAAGGCCAAGGAGGAGGAGUGGAGGGAGGCGCAGAAGGGCUUCAACAAGCAAUGGCGCGAGCUGAACGAGAAGUACUACCUGAAGUCACUCGACCACCAGGGCAUCAACUUCAAGCAGAACGACCUGAAAGCGAUGCGCUCCAAGACCUUGUACAACGAGGUGGAGGCGGCAUACGCAGCACGGAGGCCGGGCCCUCACUUGGUAGUGGACUACAACAUGCAGAGUAGGCAGGAAGCGAUCAAAAUAAUGCGAGACGCGGCCGAGCUGUUGAUCCACCACGCGCGGCGUCAGACCGCCAUCCAGAAGGCCGAGAAGCGGAGAAUCAAGAUGCUGCUGCGGAGAUUCCUGCCCGACCUCUUCUCGCAGCCUCGGAUACCGCUGUCCGACGACGAAGACGAGAGAUCGGACCACAGCAACGCGUCAUCGCCGAUCUCCGAUUCGGAACAACAGCCGAGCACGGGCGGCAGCAACGGCUCCAACGGAUCUUCCGAAACCCGCUUCGUGUGCUCCUGCGCGUGGUACCUCUUCCUGAGGCUGCACGCCUUGCUCUGCCAGCGGCUGGCCUUCGUCGCCUCCGCGGCCAAGGCGGCCGCCGCCGACGGAAACGGAAACGACAGCGCCGCCGUGGCGCUCCGGCUCAAACCGAGCGCCAUACCCGCCACGGAGCCCCGCCAGUACUACACCGCCUUGCUGGACUUGGUCAGGGGAGUGUUGGACGGGAACACUGAGCCGUCGGCGUACGAGGACGCCGCGAGGGAAAUGUUCGGCAUCCGGGCGUACCCGGCGUACACGUUGGACAAGCUGGUGGCGGGCUGCGUGCGGCAGCUGCAGCACUGCGCGGCGGAGCCCUGGUCGCUGAAGUGCGCGGAGCUGUGUGCGCGCGGUGGCAUGCGCGGCGCGCACAGUCUGCUGCGGCGCGCGCGUGAUGCGCUGCGGCCCGACCAUGCGGCCUUCCUCGUGCGCGUGCGCGCCAGCGACGCGCUCUCCGCCGCCUUCACGCUGCUGGACACCACGCUGCGCGCCGAGCGCCACACGCCCGUGUUCCUGCGCCGCAACAACCACAACCACCGCAACCGGCUGGCCGGGGCGCCGCGGCCGCACGCGCCGCCGCGGCCCACGCGCAAGGGGGUCCCCACUGUGAGCAGCGAGCGCGAGCGCGCGCAGACGCUGCGGUACUUCCGGCCGCGUGAGCGCGCGCGCGCGCGGGCGCAGGCGGCGGGCGCGGCGCGCGCGCGGCGCUGGCAGGCGUGGCUGCGGGCGCGGGCGCCGCCGGACCCCAGCUGAAGGCCGGACGCCCGCGCAUCGUGUUUUAGCGGUGCGCCCUAGUUAGUGUACAGGCUCAGUCGAUAGGAGAACAAUAAAACGUUAUUAUAUUUAUAUUA
Plodia interpunctella (Indianmeal moth) is the source of this 4099-nucleotide messenger RNA. It is a transcript of the gene Sin3A, whose product is annotated as Sin3A. Gene Ontology annotation, biological process: negative regulation of transcription by RNA polymerase II. Gene Ontology annotation, molecular function: transcription corepressor activity. Gene Ontology annotation, cellular component: Sin3-type complex; chromatin. Lineage: Eukaryota; Metazoa; Arthropoda; Insecta; Lepidoptera; Pyralidae. Bases 402 to 4001 code for a protein of 1199 amino acids. The record is from RefSeq and is a predicted model, not a curated record. The transcript is spliced from 23 exons.